AGAAAAAAUAAUUAAUAAAUGGAAUAAAGAGAAUCAAUCACAUUAAAGGGAUAUAAAAUAGAGAAAUAUGAAUAGUAUCUGAAGGGAGAUUCAUUUGAGAUUUAUAAAGCAAAAAAUAUUCAGACAGGGGAAUUAAUAACUUUAAAAGAAAAAUCUAAAAUUACAACAAUAGAGGAGAAUUUAAUAUUACUUUAAUAAAGAGUUAAAUAAUAACAUAUAAUUGAAAUAAAAAUGUAUGAAAAACAAGAACAUAAGGCUUUUUUGAUUAUUGAGAAAACAACAAAAUUACUGAAUGAUUACAUUCGUGAGGAGGAAUAUAAAAGAAAAUAAUAAAUUGAAAAAUGUUUAUUAUUUAUUUAGGUAUUAUUAUUUUAUAAUAGAAAAAGUUAGUUUAAGCUAUUUAAGAAUUCCAUAGAUUCGGUACAUUUCAUCGAAAUUUGAAACCUAUAAACUUUGUUUUUUGUGAAGAUAAAAAUAAUUAAUAAGUACUAAAACUUUUAGAUUUUGGACUUGUAUAAUUAUAAACAGAUAAAGAAUUAAAUAAAUAACUUGAAAUUGGAUCACUUGAAUAUUUAGCUCCUGAAAUUGUGGAUGAUCAUUUUUAUGAUAAAUAAGUGGAUAUUUGGUCUUUAGGUGUAAUUUGGUAUGAAAUGUUAACAGGAGAAAUUUUAAUAAAACAAAACAAUAAAUAAUUAACUUAAGAUAUUAUUGACUCAUCAAUUGAUUAAAGUACAAACUAAAUAAAUCCAAAUAUCAAAAACUUACUAAAAUAGAUGUUAAUUAUCCAAAGUUCAAAAAGAAUUACUCUUGACAUUUUAUUCUAAAAUUUAAAAAUGCUUUGCUAAAAUUAAGAACAGAUAAAUAUUUUAAAAUACUCAUUAGAAUAAAAUGAAUAAAUAAUCGAAUUAAUUAAUUUAAAAAAUCAAAUUAAAUAGUAAUAUCAUCAAUAAUUUAAAGAAUAAUAAUUAUAAAUAUGUGAUAAUAUAUAAAUAUAGAUCAAAAAAAUAAAAAUAGAUAUUAUUUAAGAUGAAAUCAACUAAUUUAUUCAUCAACUAGAUAAUUUAUAUUAAUAAUACAAAAAACCUUACAUUCAAUAGAAAUAUGCAAUUCAAGAAUAAACGAAUUGCAGUAAUUUAGAUAGAUGGCAAAAAGUAGACAAAUUAUUUUAUUAAUUCGAUUAAUAACUAUAGAUUUAAAUAACAAGUUUAAUAUAACAAUUAGAAGAAAAAAUAUAAAAAAGUUAGAAGGAUAAAGAAAAUGAAAUAAAAGAAGAGAUCUCUUUACAAAUUAAAUAAUAACUUUUAUUAGAUUAUAAUUUAAAAAUAUCGAUUAAAGAAAAUGAAAUUUUAGGAUUACCAGCAUAUUUUAUUGGUUAAGAAGCUUUGUAAUAGUAAAUUAUUUAGGUUACAUAAUAUUAGAUAGAAAUUCUUUGUAAAUAGUUAGAUUAAUCAUCAAUAAACUUCUAAAAUAAAUAAUCGUAUUAAUAACUUAAAGAUUUAUUAGUUAAAAUUACAUUAUAGAAAAGUGCAUAAAGAGAAUCACCAAAAGAAGAAGCUGAAAAAAUUAGGGAAUUUUAAAAGUAGUUAUAUAAAAUUAAUAUUGAUGUUGAGUCAAUAAAAAAAGAAAUAGAAUUGGAAUAUUUGAGUUCUAAAUUUUAAAAAGAAAAUAUUACUUUAAUUAACAGAUCUAACCUUUUAUUAAAAUAAUAUAAUACAACCUUAGAUGAUUAAAUACUUAGAUUAGAAGAGUUAAAAACUUUAAAUUUACUAUAAAAUAUAUAAAAUUAAUAAAAUAAUUACUUUAAUGAAAAAAUCUAAAAUUUAAUCAAUUAGAAAUAGAAUUUAAUAUCAGAAUUUGAAUAAUUAUCUAAUUUUGCAAAAGAUUAAAAAAUUGAAAAUAUAAUCAUUAUUAUUCAAAAAAUUAAAAUUUUUAAUGAUAAAAUUAUACAAAUUAACAAUCAUGAAAUAUUAUCAUCUCAAUAAUUUGUGACAGAAUAACUAAUUUUGUAAACAUAAGAUUUAAAUAGUUUGUAGUAAGAAUUAAAAGAUCUUCUUAAUUUAUCGAUUCAUUAAAUAGGAUUAAUGGAAGCACAUUUAUAAGCAACUGAACUUUAUUGUACAGAUAUAGAAAUCAUAAAUAAUUAAAAUUAGAUUAAAAAUGAUAUGUUUAAAACACUUGAAAACUAAAGUAAAUAUUUACAAGAUUGCUAAAGAAUAUUAGAAUAAAAUAAUGAAAUAAUUAAAUCAAAGCUUGACAAAUUUGAUUAAAAAGGAUUUUUGAAUUAAAGAUAUGAAAUACUUUCUUAAAUAACAUAUGAAAAUAAUAAGUUUAAACUUAUUGAAACUAUAAAAUUAUUAGAGUAAGUAAGAGAUAGGCUUAAAUUUCAUGAUGACAAAGAUUUUUAUAAAGAAAUUAUAGAUUCAAGGAAUGAAAUUAAGAAUUAAAAAUUUAUAUUAUAAAAUAUGUUGCAAGAAGUAACAGAAAUAAUUUUAAAGAGCCAAAAUAAUAAUGAUGAGUAAUAAAAAUAGAUUAAAAAAAUUAAAGCUUUGAUUAUUUAAACUUAAUUAAAACUUCAACUUAUACCAUCCUUUUAUAAAAUUUAAAGGUUUAAUUAGGAAUAACAAGAUAAUUAAACUAAUUUAACAGAACUGCUCACUUUGAUUGUUUAUAUAAAAUUAUAUCAUUAUUCGAGAUACUUAAAAAGAGAUUAAUCUCUAAAGAUCAAAAGUUUAUAAAAGCUAAAUUAAGAUUAGUCUUAGGUCUAAAACUAAGCCAUUUUACUUAAAUAUAAUUAAAUAUAAAAUUAAAUAGAAUCAAACAAGCAAGAAGUAUAAUCAAUAAAAAAUAUGAUGGAAGAAUACUAAAGUUGUUUAUAAUAAAAAAAAUAAGCAAUCGAAAAUUCUAUAGUGAAAGAACAUGAUAUUUCUAUCACUAAAAAAAGUGAAAAUUUAGAAAAAGAGAUUAAAACAAAAAUUAGAGUAAAAUUGAAUGCUAAUUUUAGUGAUGAAUUGCUUAUUAAUAGGAUAUUAGAAUAUUAAAAAAUGUUUGAAUUUUCAGUAUUUCUUUGCUAUAAUUCGGCAAUGAAUUGA
This is a messenger RNA of Paramecium sonneborni, 3089 nucleotides long. The record is from the annotation of a GenBank genome assembly. Lineage: Eukaryota; Ciliophora; Oligohymenophorea; Peniculida; Parameciidae.